This is a messenger RNA of Arachis ipaensis, 767 nucleotides long. The record is from RefSeq and is a predicted model, not a curated record. NCBI's taxonomy places the organism in Eukaryota, Viridiplantae, Streptophyta, Magnoliopsida, Fabales, Fabaceae.
ACUGAUGCAGGUUGAUGGCACACACCUAUACAGAAAAUAUAAAGGUCCACUUCUAAUUACCGUUGCACAAGAUGGAAACCAAAACAUUGUGCCCAUUGCAUUUGCGAUAGUCGAGGGUGAAACGGUAGACAUGUGAGAGGUUUUUCUGACCAAUUUGCAGAGAUAUGUUGUUACUAUUGAUGGCGUGGGCAUUAUUUCUAACCGCCAUACCUCCAUCGACGCAGCAAUAGAUCGCAUUAAUGGUGCGUGGUCACCACCAAAAGCGUGGCACAUGUUCUGCAUUAGGCACAUCGGGUCCAACUUCUUAAGGAGGUUCAAGGCUCCGUAUUUGCAUAAACUCGUGGUUAACAUAGGCUAUUCUAGGACAGAACAGGAGUACAACAAAAACUAUCAACGGCUUAAAGAGUGGGACGAGGCAUAUAUUCAAUGGUGCGAUGAGAUCGGUGUUCAGAGAUGGGUGUUGGCAUUCGACAGGGGUCAUCGUUGGGGACAUAUGACGACAAACUUGGUAAAGUGCAUAAAUUCUGUCCUGAAGGGUGCACGUAACCUGCCUGUGACUGUCAUUAUUAGGUCUACUUUCUAUCGGCUAAUGAAUUGUUUACUUGGAUGAGCGCCGAGACUCAUGAUCAUUAAAAAGAAUACCGUCGCGCAAGUAGAACCCCAACAUUGACGAGCUGAUCGCAGGGAAUAGGCGCCAGGAACGGCAUACGCUCCCAAACACAGACAAAUAGUAGUAUGAGUGGCUUAUACAUCUCUUUACAGUUGAA